GCCAGCUUUCCCUGUCGCGCACGUGCAAAGCCAAAGGCCAAGAAUUAGAAGAAAGUAGGGCUUGCAAGAAGUGCGAAAGCAGAUUUGUCAGGUCUGAAGAGAGAGGUGCUGCUUUGUCGCUCACGAGCCUCAGCCCUUGACCUUCUUUACUAGCUUAUCUUGUUUUAGCAUUUCGUCGGUUUGAAGAUUCGCGAUGUGGACUUGUGCCUCCAUUCUUUGCCUGGGGGCCUUCGUCGCCAUGGCCAAUGGACAAAAGAUCCCGACACCCCCAUCCCGAUACUCAGUAAGUGGAACCAUCCAGCUUCCGUAUGCAGAGAUCUCAGAGCCGUUCACGGCCUAUGUUGAUGCUGCUGGCGAUAAGAGUGUGGUGAGCGUGUACGAUGGCUUGGAUAUUGUAUACCAGUUGGGAGACUCAGGGUCGCAUGGAAUCAUUGCUAAAAUCGUGUACGAGACUACAGAGCAAUAUCUGAACAAGCGCAGAUGCUUCCAAUCGAACGGGACUGCCGACUCACCCACACACUUUCAACCUCUGUUACCUCGCCACCCGGAGAACUUUAAAUUCUUGCGCAGUGAGUUUCAUGAAACUGGCCGAAUCUACGAUCUGUUCGAAUACACAUUCACGCAGGGCAUGAAGACGAACACGUAUCGUUUCACCACCCUGUCAACGAACGGCGAGUUUGUACCCAUUCUCUUCCACUAUCUGGGCUUCAACACAUUGUUUGGCUCUCACUAUGACGAGUACAUCGUGAACUACACAUCCUUCACGAGCUAUCAGGGUAAGGAAUUCCCAGUGGAUACGUUCAAUCCCCAUAGUAGAAUCGAAGACUGCACUGGGUUCCCGGGCCCCGGCCUCAGCCAUUCACCGAGCGUUUUCAGCCGUGUGCACAGCAUGGUCGAGCCUGAGACUGACGAGAUCGACGAGUCGUUCGGCGAUUUCAAGGCCAAGCAUGGCAAAGUGUACACCAGCGACAAGGAGCACUUUGAACGCUCUCGCAUCUAUCGUGCCAACCAUCACUACGUCGAGUCAAUGAACCGUCGCAAGUUGUCCUUCCGUUUGAAACUGAACCACCUUGCUGACUUGACGCCAGUUGAGCGCAAGGUGAUGCGUGGCCUGAAGCGCAGUGCUGAGAGUAUCUCACCUCCUGGGUCGAAGCCAUUCCAAGCAGUGAACACUGUCGCUUCCAUUCCCAAAGCGUAUGACUGGAGAAUCUACGGCGCUGUCACUCCGGUGAAGGACCAAGCCAUCUGCGGGUCAUGCUGGUCGUUCAGUACCACUGGUGUCAUCGAGGGUGCAUACUUCCUGAAGGAAAACAAGCAGGUGUUGCUCAGCCAGCAGAACCUGAUGGAUUGUACGUGGGGAGAGGGCAACAAUGCGUGCGACGGUGGUGAGCAGUUCCGUGCCUUCAAUUGGAUGCUGAACAAGUCCGGUAUUGCCCUGGCUGAAGCCUAUGGACCUUACUUGAUGGCUGAUGGGAGGUGCAAGUCGCCCACGCGUCGCGUCUACAUCAGUUCCUACCACCAUACCAAGCCGUCCAACGAGAGCGACUUGAUCCUGGCUCUGCUUGAGCAGCCAGUUGCUGUCAACAUCGAUGCAUCUCAUCAGUCGUUUGGCUUCUAUUCGCAGGGUGUGUACUAUGAACCCAAGUGUGGUAACAAGUCAAUGCAGUUGGACCAUGCUGUCUUGGCCGUCGGCUUCGGCACCCUCGACAAUGAGGACUAUUGGAUCGUCAAGAACUCCUGGUCGACUCACUGGGGAAACGAUGGAUACGUGUUGAUGAGCCGCAAGGACAACAACUGCGGUGUUGCCACCGAUGCCACUCUGGUGCAUAUGUAAGCAGCUCGCAUUUUUGAUUUUUUUAUUCAAAGAGCAUCGCAAGAAUGGUAUUUUAGUGUACAUUGUAGGCUGGUCGAUUCUUUUCUUCUUCUUUUUACUGUUCUUCUUUCAACGAUCAUCAUUAUGGCUAGUCUAGUGUCCCAGGUGAUGCACUUUUGCUGUUCAGAAUAAUUUGCAGCGCUAUUGCAGCUAUGCUGCGUUGUGAGGAGAUGGUAGCAGCUAGGAUAUCAGCUUUGAUCUUUGACUUAUACUUGAUGCUGUCUUGUGUCAACAGCAGCAUUUCCUUUA
This is a messenger RNA of Sycon ciliatum, 2122 nucleotides long. RefSeq names its product digestive cysteine proteinase 2-like. The transcript has a single exon. Gene Ontology annotation, biological process: positive regulation of peptidase activity; immune response; positive regulation of apoptotic signaling pathway. The coding region runs from base 194 to 1834 and encodes 546 amino acids. Lineage: Eukaryota; Metazoa; Porifera; Calcarea; Leucosolenida; Sycettidae. Gene Ontology annotation, cellular component: lysosome. Gene Ontology annotation, molecular function: cysteine-type endopeptidase activator activity involved in apoptotic process; cysteine-type endopeptidase activity. The record is from RefSeq and is a predicted model, not a curated record.